AUGAGUCUGGUGGGGGGCUUCCCCCACCACCCGGUGGUGCACCAUGAGGGCUAUCCGUUCGCCGCCGCCGCCGCCGCCGCUGCCGCCGCCGCCGCCAGCCGCUGCAGCCACGAGGAGAACCCCUACUUCCAUGGCUGGCUCAUCGGCCACCCCGAGAUGUCGCCCCCCGACUACAGCAUGGCCCUGUCCUACAGCCCCGAGUACGCCAGCGGCGCCGCCGGCCUGGACCACUCCCAUUACGGGGGGGUGCCGCCGGGCGCCGGGCCCCCGGGCCUGGGGGGGCCGCGCCCGGUGAAGCGCCGGGGCACCGCCAACCGCAAGGAGCGGCGCAGGACUCAGAGCAUCAACAGCGCCUUCGCUGAGCUGCGCGAGUGCAUCCCCAACGUGCCCGCCGACACCAAACUCUCCAAGAUCAAGACGCUGCGCCUGGCCACCAGCUACAUCGCCUACCUCAUGGACCUGCUGGCCAAGGACGACCAGAACGGCGAGGCGGAGGCCUUCAAGGCGGAGAUCAAGAAGACAGACGUGAAAGAAGAGAAGAGGAAGAAGGAACUGAACGAAAUCUUGAAAAGCACAGUAAGUAGCAACGACAAGAAAACCAAAGGCCGGACGGGCUGGCCGCAGCACGUCUGGGCCCUGGAGCUCAAGCAGUGAGGAGGAGAAGGAGGAAGAGGAGGAGGAGAAGGAGAAGAAGAAGAAGAGGAGGAGGAGGAGAGCGCGAGCCGGGCCCAGGAGCCGGAUGCAGACCCAGGACUCCGGGCAAGCUCCGCGCGCUCCGCUCUGAGGACUUCCUGCAUUUGGAUCAUCCGGUUUAUUUAUGUGCAAUGUGCCUCCCUCUCUUUGCCCCCCUUCGAGGCAUCCGCUCCCCACCUUCCCCUCCUAAAACA
Molecule: messenger RNA, 887 nt
Organism: Balaenoptera ricei (Rice's whale)
Lineage: Eukaryota; Metazoa; Chordata; Mammalia; Artiodactyla; Balaenopteridae
Gene: HAND2
Product: heart and neural crest derivatives expressed 2
Exons: 2
Coding region: 1-654 (217 amino acids)
Biological process (GO): heart development; regulation of transcription by RNA polymerase II
Molecular function (GO): DNA-binding transcription factor activity, RNA polymerase II-specific; protein dimerization activity; RNA polymerase II transcription regulatory region sequence-specific DNA binding
Source: RefSeq, a predicted model, not a curated record